AUGCCACGCCGGUGUUCCAGGCGCCAUGGCGGUGCGGCCGCUGCCAGUGGGCCGACGGCCGUUGCUAACCAUGACCGGGCAAGCAGGCGUGCGCGCUGGGUCCGCAAGAAGAUGGUGAACCCGAGCAGGUCACUCAAGGGGAUAGAGAAGGGACGGGGGAAGCCCUUCCACGGCGAGGUCAAGCGCGGCGGCGCCAUGACCGACGAUGGCGAAAACGCGCAAGAUAGAGUUGGUGAGUUGCCUAAUUUAGUUGAGGACCUUCUCCAGACCUCGAUUAGCACAGGGCCUCGAGGCGCUUUCAGGAUGGCCCAAGGGAUCCAAGCUGUUCUUGGGGUUGGUGGGGAGUGGCUGAAUGACCUCUCAAAGACAGCCAACACGUCAGCAGGAAUUCCAUCUCAGAUGCAGCUUGGUUUGCUUUCUCCACUUUACCUUAGAAGGCUUUUUGAGCGCAUGGGUGCGACUUAUAUCAAGUUAGGCCAGUUUGUAGCAUCUGCACCAACUUUGUUUCCUCCAGAAUAUGUUGAGGAAUUCCAGAAGUGCUUUGACCGAGCACCAGCCAUCCCAUACAACGUGAUUGAAUCAAUAUUACGUGAGGAGCUGCAGCGGCCAUUGGAUAGUGUAUAUGAAUACAUUGAUCCAGUGCCAAUAGCCUCUGCCUCGAUAGCACAGGUUCAUGGGGCUAGGUUGAAGAGCUCUCAGAAGGAUGUGGUGAUUAAAGUUCUAAAGCCUGGUAUUGAAGAUACUUUGGUUGCUGAUCUGAAUUUUAUCUAUGUUGUUGCACGUGUUUUGGAGUUCUUGAACCCUGAACUACAGAGGACAUCACUGGUAGGCAUUGUCAAGGAUAUAAAGGAAUCAAUGCUUGAAGAAGUUGACUUUAGAAAAGAGGCUGCAAAUAUUCAGGCAUUCCAGGGAUACAUAGAUGCAAUGGGGUUUGACAGGCAGGCAAAAGCCCCAUUUGUGUAUCAGCACUGUAGUACAAAACGUGUGUUGACUAUGGAAAGAUUGUAUGGAGUUCCGCUUACUGAUCUUGAUUCUAUAAGAUCUCUUGUUCCUGAUCCUGAGUUGACUUUAGUCACUGCCCUUAAUGUCUGGUUUGGAAGCUUGAUUUCAUGUGAAUCCUUCCAUGCGGAUGUGCAUGCUGGAAACCUUUGGCUGCUCCGUGAUGGGCGAAUUGGUUUUAUUGAUUUCGGGAUUGUUGGUCGACUAUCUCCAAGGACUUGGGCAGCUAUGGAGGUCUUUUUGUCUUCUUUUGCAACUGAGGAUUAUGAUGCUAUGGCGUCUUCCCUUUCUGAAAUGGGCGCUACAGGGAAUGACAUAAAUAUUAAUGAAUUUGCAAAGGACCUGCAAAAGAUAUUCUCAUCGAUACAGGACUUGGAUACUGAAAUCAUAGUCGCAACAGCAAGGACCCCUGAUGCUACAGCAGUAUCAGCUAACGUUGUCCUUGAUGAGAGACAGAUGAAUGCUCUAUUUCUUGAUCUGGUUAGGGUAAGCGAGUCUUACGGGCUGAAAUUUCCUCGAGAGUUUGCUCUUCUCAUGAAGCAGCUUCUGUAUUUUGAUCGCUACACAAGACUGUUGGCUCCCAGCAUGAACAUGCUGCGAGACGAGCGGAUCAACAUCUCCACCAAUCGACAACCAAGAAGAACUGACAGAUUUUAG
Messenger RNA from Miscanthus lutarioriparius, 1656 nucleotides. Lineage: Eukaryota; Viridiplantae; Streptophyta; Magnoliopsida; Poales; Poaceae. The record is from the annotation of a GenBank genome assembly.